This is a messenger RNA of Cuscuta epithymum, 629 nucleotides long. NCBI's taxonomy places the organism in Eukaryota, Viridiplantae, Streptophyta, Magnoliopsida, Solanales, Convolvulaceae. The record is from the annotation of a GenBank genome assembly.
UGGGCCUUUGGGCUUUACUAGAAAAGUCGACAAUGGACUGGAUAGCCCAAUGGGUUUCACAUGGAGACGCGCGUGAACUAUGAAGACAAACAGUGACCGGAACCGACGGAAGUUUGGAAGAUACCUACCUGCGACGGACAACGGAAAUGGAAGAAACGCUGAAGCUAUGAACGUCGAAAAUGGGGGAGUUGUGAAUGAAGAAGAUGGAGCUGUGACGGAGGACGGAAAGGGUAGAACUGUGAACGAGGAAGAUGGUGGUCCGAACAACGCUAGGGACAAAGACUUAGGUGGGACGGGUGGCGGACCUGUGACACAAGGCGUCAACGAAGUUCCGAUAUUUGAUGACAGGGAUGAUUACAACUGUUACGGGGAAGGGAAUAGCAGGGAGAAGACAAAUGCAGAUGUUGGAGGUAUUUUCUUUGACACACACGCCAGCUUACAUACUCAGUGUUGGUGUGUACCGACAACUAAUGUUGAUGUGUACAGAGUAGUGUCGGUAUGUAUAGACAUCUGAAGAAAUCCUCAUUGAAUUAAUUUAUACCUACAAAGAUGAAUGUUGUAUCUAUGAAUGAGUUAAUGUAUCUAUGAAUGUUGUUAAUGUAUACCCUACUACUAUAAUGUAUACCUAU